This is a messenger RNA of Astrephomene gubernaculifera, 393 nucleotides long. The record is from the annotation of a GenBank genome assembly. Lineage: Eukaryota; Viridiplantae; Chlorophyta; Chlorophyceae; Chlamydomonadales; Astrephomenaceae.
GCCAAAACGCAUCGCGGUGACUCGCGCGAAGCUCCGCUCCGGCCUUACCAAACUUGCCGUGUUCCUGCUCCUCGCGGCGGGGUCUCUGGCCGGCUUCCAUGCAGUGGAGCGAGUGCGGCAGCAGCAGCAGCCCCCUCCCUCGCCCUCCUCCUUCUCGCCCUUCUCCCUGUCCUGCUGGGCCACGGUGCUGCCCGCCAGUCUGACGGUGGUUCAGGUGUUGUCGUACUUCUUUGCAGGAGUUGCGCUCAUGCACCAAGUGGACGGGCUGGGCGACUUGGUGGAUGCGGCGGCGCUGCGGCUGUGGGGGGUCACCGCGGAGCCGCACUUCAACCAGGUGCACAAGGCGACCUCCUUCGCCGAGCUGUGGGGUCGCCGCUGGAACAUCACAGUGAC